CAAAAUUUAACAUUCCAACACACAACACAAGAUUCUUCUCUCCUUCUUCUUCUUCUUCUUCUUCGCCAUCACACCCCACUCAUUCUUCACCUUCACCUUCUCUCUCUUGAUGUGUGACUGCGACCACGACCACUGGGUCAAGAUGGCCAUGGUUGACGACUCUCUUGUCGCCAACCUUCUCCUCCGUCUCCACCAACCAAACAAACCCACCGCCUCUCCCUCUCUCAACGUCCACUGGACCGUCCGUCAGCGCCGCUCACGGCGCCGCUCUCUCGCCGACAAGAAAACGGAAUCCGCCAGGGCCAGCCCUACCACGCCGCUCUCCUGGAGCGCCGCCACGUCAGCAAGCGCCGACGCACGUGACGGCGGAUUUGAAGAUUCCAGCCGCCCAACCAAACCGGUCGAUAGCUCAAGAUCUAAGGUUGGUGAUCGAAGUGAAACUGCAACUGCCAAAAAGUCAAGGAAAAAGAGGACUCUAGCUGAACUACAAGAGGAGGAGAGGUUGUUGUUGAAAGAAAGGAGAAAUUUGAAAAACGAACUGGCAUCCUUGCAUCUCGCUUUUGAGAAACAAAGAGCCAGAAAUGAAAGCUUAAAGAGAAUGAAGCUUGAUUUGGGGUCAAGACGGACGUUUAAAAUAGUUACAAACUCUAUGGUGUCCGAUAAAACUGUCUUUGAACCACCUGAAAUUGUGGAGGCACACUCUCAUCCAUCUGUAUUAGUUUCACCGCAAACAGUCAAAGAUAAGGUUCUUGAUGAUGAACCACUUAUCUGUGCAGCAAAUGCUUCUUCCAACCAAAAAGAUAGUAGUAACCAAGAAUCUUCAUUCUUGCUGCCUGAUCUAAAUCUGCCUGCAGGGGAGGAUUUCUACCCGAAUGUCAGUUGCUGAAAUAAGUUAAUAUAGAAUCUGAUGUCAACUGAUAUUCUGCAUACUUAUAUGUUAGACCGCGGCCGUUGUUUGUACUUUGUAGUACACACCUUAAAAAAAUCUAAAAUCAGUACUCACCUAGGUUGUGCUAAUAAUAUAAUUGUAGGUGCUAAAGCAUUCACUUCAUCACUUAGACAAACUCACUGGAAAUUAUUUUUUGAUUCAUGAUGGUACCAAGGGUAAGUAUAGAGAUCCUCACACAUCAGGCACAAUUCCAUUCUUUCUUUCACCGGUUUCUACGUUGUCCAAGAUUCUUUGGGGCCAAUCUUCAUCCUUCUCCUCCUUCAGUAUUGAAAUAUUUAAUGAUAAAUGUAAUUACAUGGUCUACAGAUAAAUCAAGAAUUUUGAUUUUA
Messenger RNA from Gastrolobium bilobum, 1278 nucleotides. RefSeq lists its product as uncharacterized. The transcript has 5 exons. The coding region runs from base 110 to 886 and encodes 258 amino acids. The record is from RefSeq and is a predicted model, not a curated record. NCBI's taxonomy places the organism in Eukaryota, Viridiplantae, Streptophyta, Magnoliopsida, Fabales, Fabaceae.